This is a messenger RNA of Paramecium sonneborni, 759 nucleotides long. The record is from the annotation of a GenBank genome assembly. Lineage: Eukaryota; Ciliophora; Oligohymenophorea; Peniculida; Parameciidae.
AUGAUAAAAAACUUACAUAGAACUGUUAUUAUCAGAACUUCAAAUAGUCGUAAACAAUCUACUUCGUCUGUUGAUUCUGAUAGCACUUCAACAAAAUCAGAAAUAAAAUUUAAAUAGCCAAUAUUUAUUUAACAGCCUCUUUAACCCUUAAAAGAGGUCAGCGAACCUAAUACUCCAGAUGCUGUGAAAAUUCCAUAGACUUAAAAAGCUAAUUCUAGAAAGUCAAGAUUUUAAAAAGCUAUUCCUUAGACAAAAUAAGAAAGUAGUUCAUCUUCAGACUCAAGUUCAGAUGCAUCUGAACAUAAUAUUUGGAAUGAUGAUGAAAUUUUAUUAAAGGGAGUUCAUUUAGGGGAUUUCUCAUACUUAUCACCAACUGAUGAAUUACAAAUGUUAUACAAAAUAAGAUUUGAAACUUACCCUCACAAAAAAGAAUAAAUUUCAGAGGAAUAGUUAGCGCUUGAAGUUUAAAGACUUAUAAAUAAAUUGAAAUUCCAUUAUUUGAAAUAUAAAAAGAUUUUGCCUCUAGACAAUCUCUAGGAUUAUACUAAGUAGUAUAAUAUUAAUGAUGAUAUAAAUUAUAUGAGAUUUUGGGAUUAUUUCAGGGUAAGAACAAAUCAUAGAAAGCAUAAAUAGUUAAUCAUGCCUACAAAAAACACUAAGGAAAAUCGAAGUUAAUAGCCCUUAAACCCAACAAUUAGAAGUUAAUAGCGUAUUAAAACUGAAUAUCGAAUCAAAAGCUUGAAUACAAGAAGAUUAUGA